This is a messenger RNA of Oncorhynchus keta (chum salmon), 639 nucleotides long. RefSeq names its product hemoglobin subunit beta-like. NCBI's taxonomy places the organism in Eukaryota, Metazoa, Chordata, Actinopteri, Salmoniformes, Salmonidae. Gene Ontology annotation, molecular function: oxygen carrier activity; oxygen binding; organic acid binding. The transcript has 3 exons. The record is from RefSeq and is a predicted model, not a curated record. Gene Ontology annotation, cellular component: blood microparticle; haptoglobin-hemoglobin complex; hemoglobin complex. Gene Ontology annotation, biological process: oxygen transport; hydrogen peroxide catabolic process. Bases 33 to 476 code for a protein of 147 amino acids.
CCUCUGUGAAAGAAACUUCAACAGCCAGCAACAUGGUUCAGUGGACAGACUUUGAGCGCGCCACUAUCCAGGGCGUCUUCGAGAAGAUGGACUACGAUGACGUAGGCCCCGCGGCUCUUUCCAGGUGUCUGGUCGUGUACCCCUGGACCCAGAGGUAUUUUGGUAACUUUGGAAACCUGUACAACGCCGCUGCCAUCCAGGGAAACCCAAUGGUCGCCGCUCACGGAAAGACCGUCCUGCACGGACUGGACCGGGCUGUCAAGAACAUGGAUGACAUCAAGGCCACCUACGCAGAGCUGAGCGUGCUGCACUCCGAGAAACUGCGCGUGGAUCCCGACAACUUCCGGCUGCUGGCUGACUGCCUUACUAUUGUCGUUGCUGCGAGAAUGGGUGCUGACUUCACCGCUGACGUCCAGGGUGCUUUCCAGAAGUUCCUGGCGGUGGUGGUGAGCUCCCUGGGCAAACAGUACCACUAGAGCAAACAGUACAACUAGAGCAAACAGUACCACUAGAGCAAACAGUACCAGGGGAACCCCUCCACUCAGAGACGGACGACCAUCAGAGAACCAACAAGCGCUGAUCAUUUGUUUAGAGGCGCAUGUUGUUCCUUCUACUAAAGCAAAUAAAAUCAGCGAAUUA